AUGAAGGAUACAGUACCCCCAAAGAGCGACUGCUCCACGAAUGAUCCCCUACCGAAUGUGAAAAAUAUUCUCGUAACAGGAUGUGCUGAAUUCAUUGGUGGAUGGUUUGUUCGCAUGAUAGUUCACGCCUAUGCGAAUGACUAUCGGGUGAUCGGGUUCGAUAAUCUGGAGUCUUCAUCCUCUUUCUGCUUUGUGAAAGGCGAUAUCUGCAACUUUUCAGAUGUGAUGGCUGCAAUGAAGCAUCACAAGGUCGAAGCGGUUGUUCAUUUUGCUGCUCGAACUCAUGUCGACCAGUCAUUCUCAAGCCCCCUAGCCUUUACGACCACCAAUAUUGUCGGGACGCAGGUCUUGCUCGAGGCUGCAAAGACGAUGGGCUGCAUCCAUGGAUUCGUCUACAUCUCGACUGACGAGUUGUAUGGCGAGAAUGAUCUCGACAGGUGCUUUGCCUUUACCGAAGAUCAGCCUUUAGACCCAACCAACCCCUACGCAGCGAGUAAAGCAGCUGCAGAGAGGAUUGUUCGCGCUUAUGAGGAGUCCUUUGGACUUCCGGUGAUAAUAACGCGAUGCAACAAUGUCUUCGGACCGUACCAACAUCCAGAAAGUGAGGCAACCAUAUCAAAGUCAACCCCAAUGACAAGCGCUGAUCGGGAGCUGACACAGAGAUGA
Molecule: messenger RNA, 666 nt
Organism: Aspergillus japonicus CBS 114.51
Lineage: Eukaryota; Fungi; Ascomycota; Eurotiomycetes; Eurotiales; Aspergillaceae
Product: dTDP-glucose 4,6-dehydratase
Exons: 3
Coding region: 1-666 (221 amino acids)
Source: RefSeq, a predicted model, not a curated record